This is a messenger RNA of Eufriesea mexicana, 3169 nucleotides long. It is a transcript of the gene Grp170, whose product is annotated as hypoxia up-regulated Grp170 co-chaperone protein. The record is from RefSeq and is a predicted model, not a curated record. NCBI's taxonomy places the organism in Eukaryota, Metazoa, Arthropoda, Insecta, Hymenoptera, Apidae. Gene Ontology annotation, cellular component: endoplasmic reticulum chaperone complex. The coding region runs from base 1 to 2862 and encodes 953 amino acids. The transcript has 8 exons. Gene Ontology annotation, molecular function: ATP binding; ATP-dependent protein folding chaperone. Gene Ontology annotation, biological process: endoplasmic reticulum unfolded protein response.
AUGAAAUUAAAUACAUUAAGUAUGUUCAUUAUUUGGUUGCUAUUAAUUAUUGUUGCAACCUUUAUUGGACAUAGCAAUGGGAUUGCUAUUAUGAGUAUUGAUAUGGGUAGUGAAUCAAUGAAAGUUGCCAUUGUUUCACCUGGUGUUCCUAUGGAAAUAGCUUUGAAUAAAGAGUCAAAGAGAAAAACACCAGUUACAAUUGCAUUUAGAAAUGGAGAAAGAAGUUUUGGAGAAGAUGCUCAAGUAAUAGGAAUUAGAUCACCUCAAAAUAGUUUUUCAUAUAUUCUAGAUCUUCUAGGAAAAAGCAUAGAUAAUCCUAUGGUGGAGCUCUAUAAAAGAAGAUUUCCAUAUUAUGAUAUUAUAUCUGAUGAAAAGCGUAAAACAAUUACAUUUAAACUGGAUGAAAAUACUACAUAUACCCCAGAAGAGUUACUUGCACAAAUUUUGCAUAAAGGAAAAGAAUUUGCAGAAAAUUCAGCUGGUCAAAAGAUUAGUGAAGCAGUAAUAACUGUUCCAGGAUUUUUCAACCAAAUUGAAAGAAGAGCUUUUAUGCAAGCAGCAGAUCUUGCAGAAAUCAAAGUUUUGCAACUUAUUAAUGACUAUACUGCAGUUGCAUUAAAUUAUGGAAUUUUCCGUAGCAAAGAGAUAAAUGAUACUGCAUAUUAUGUAAUGUUUUAUGAUAUGGGAGCUAGUAGUACAACUGCAACAAUUGUCAGUUAUCAAAAUGUAAAGACAAAGGAAAAAGGAUUUGUUGAAACUAAUCCUCAUGUUACUAUUUUGGGUGUGGGUUAUGAUCGUACUUUAGGAGGGUUAGAAGUACAAAUUAGAUUGCAACAUUAUUUGGCAAAAGAAUUUGAUGCUUUAAAUAAAACAACAAGUUCUGUAUUUAGCAAUCCAAGAGCAAUGACAAAAUUAUUUAAAGAAGCUGGUCGAGUUAAGAAUGUAUUAAGUGCAAAUACUGAUCAUUUUGCUCAAAUUGAGGGGUUAAUAGAUGAACAUGAUUUUAGACUACAAGUUACCAGAGAGAAACUAGAACAGCUUUGUACUGAUUUAUUUGAACGAGUAGCAAAUCCUAUCAAAAAUGCUUUGAAAACAUCAGGUUUAACAAUGGAUGUUAUAUCUCAAGUUGUAUUAGUGGGAGCUGCUACUAGAAUGCCAAAAAUACAAGAACAUUUGAAUCAAUAUUUACCAGUUGAGUUAUCUAAAAAUAUCAACACAGAUGAGGCAGCUGCAAUGGGAGCAGUAUAUAAAGCUGCAGACCUUAGUAAAGGGUUUAAAGUAAAGAAAUUUGUUACUAAAGAUGCUGUAUUAUUUCCCAUCCAUAUUGUUUUUGAUAGAACAGUUGAUAACAGAGUGAAGCAAGUAAAAAAAUCAUUAUUUAGUAAAAUGAAUCCUUAUCCGCAAAAGAAAAUUAUUAUAUUUAAUAAGUAUACCGAAAAUUUCCAAUUUCAUGUCAAUUAUGCAGAAUUGGAUUAUUUACCACCUAAUGAAAUAGCUGCCAUUGGUAAUUUCAAUCUGUCCACAAUAACUUUAUCUGGUGUAAAUGAAGCUCUAGAUAAACAUAGUAAAGAUGGAGCAGAAAGCAAAGGAAUUAAGGCACAUUUUGUUAUGGAUGAGAGUGGCAUACUUAACUUGGUGAAUGUAGAAUUAGUAUCAGAGAAAUCAAGUUCAGCACCUAAUGAAGAAGAGGGUACUUUCUCAAUAUUUGGCUCAACUAUUAGUAAACUUUUUGCAGGGUCAGAAGACAAAGAAGGAAAAACAGAAGAACCAUUAAAAGAGGAUGUAAAACCGGUUCACGAAGAUUCGGAAUAUCCUGAACUACAAAAAGAUUCAGGAAAUAAAACAAAAAAGAAAAAUGAAAGUGUAGUUACUGAGGAUAAAAUAGUUAAUAAAACUGAAAAAGUAGGAAAGGAGAAAGAAAAAAAGGCUACAAUUGUAACAAUUAAAGAACCUAUUAAAGCUGAUGAAAUUAAGUUAGGCCCACAAAUUCUUUCUGGAGACAAACUUGCUGAAUCUCGGGAGAAAUUACAUCGCUUAGAUGUACAUGAUUUCGAAAAAACAGUACGUGAAACAGCUUUGAAUAAUUUAGAAACAUUUAUAAUUGAUGCCCAACAAAAAUUAGAGUUAGAGGAAUAUGCUGCUGCUGCUACUUCUCAAGAAGCAGAAAAAAUACUGAAAGCAUGUUCUGAAAUUUCUGAAUGGCUAUACGAAGAUGGGUUUAGUGUAACUGUGGAUGUAUAUGAAGAAAAGUUAUCACAACUUCAAAAGCUUACUAAUGAUGUGUAUGAACGAGUUUAUGAGCACAAAGAACGCGCGGACGUAUUAAAAGGCAUGACAUCUAUGUUAAAUGCAAGCACAAAGUUUUUAAAUAAUAUGCGUAAUCUGAGUUUAUCGAGCGAAAUUUUCACUCAAAUUGAGAUAGAAACGUUGGAGAAAGUAAUUAAUGAAACUCAGGAAUAUUAUAAUAUAGUUAUUAAAUCCUUUGCUGAGACCGCUUUACACGAACCCGUGAAAUAUAAAGUUCGUGACAUAGCAAAUAAAAUGGCUUUGCUUGAUAGAGAAGUGAAGUAUCUCAUAAAUAAGGCAAAAAUAUGGAAACCAAAACAAGAAUCUCCUACAAAUCAUACAGAAAGCACAAAUGAGAAUGCAACAAACACAGAAGAAGAACCAGAAUCUGAACCUGUUCCUAAAUCAACAACUGAUCCUCAUAUGGAAAGCCUUCAGAACGAAAAUACAUCUGAAAAUGAAGAAGUACAAACUGAAAAAUCAUCAAAUACAGAAGAAUCAACAAAAUUGUCAAAUGAUAACGAACCUGAGAUGACUCGUGAAAGUAUUCAAGAAGAAGUACAUCAAGAACUUUAAAAAAAGAUUUAUUUAAAAGUGUGUGAUUUUUAUAAUUGACCGAUCACACCUCGGUUAAUAAGUUAGACAAUUUGUUAUGUAAUAGAACAAAUUUAUGAACGCAUUUAAAAACGUAAAUCAAAUUCGAGAAAAUACAUGUUAUCGUGGCUGGAUGAAUUAUUUUGCGAACGUGAAUAUUAAGUGUUAUUUUAUUUAAUUUCAUAUAUUUGUAUAAAAUUAAUAAGGAAUAUGGAAUCGUUUUUCGUACAAGAAACUAACAGAAUUAUCUCAUGACGUUUUGCAUACAAAGAAAAAAAGAGAAAGGAAA